AUGGGGAAGUAUGCAAAGUACACAAAAAAAUACAACCCAGAUUGGGAAAAAUCUGAAGUUUUUUCUGGAUGGCUUCAGCAAGCUCCAGAGGCAUUUGCUGGUAGGGGAGAAGCAUUUUGUAAACUAUGUCGGGUACCAUUAAGAGCACACAAAACAGAUUUAAUGAAACACUCAAAUACAAAUGCUCAUAAGCACAGAGCUAAUAGUAUAAAUGUUACAAAACAACCGGGACUAUCAUCAUUUGGAAUUAUAGUCAAAACUGACACAGAAAAAAUUAGAGAUCUUAAAUUAGCAAUGCAUAUAGCUACACAUUCUGCCAUUAGAACAAUCGAUCAUCUCGGUGAAAUUUUAAAAGAUUUUGGUGGGCCAUUUAAUUCACUUGAACUACAUCGAACUAAAUGUUCAAAAUUAAUUCUAAAUGUUAUAGCCCCAGAAUAUUUAAAAGAACUUAUCGAUGAUAUAGGUUUAAAAUCAUAUUCCAUAAUCCUCGAUGAAUCAACAGAUAUUGGCACACACAAGUAUAUGGCUUUUUGUGUCAGAUAUCAUAGUGUUGCUCUUUGUGAUAUGGUUACCGAUUUUCUUGGAUUUGUGGAGAUUGAAAAAGCUACUGCAGAAGUAUUAAAAGAUGCAUUUUUAGACUUUUUAGUUCGAUCCAAAUUAGACAUAAAAAAUUUAAUUGGAAUUGGCACAGAUGGUGCAAGUAAUCUUUGUGGUAAAAACAAAUCAUUGUUCACAUUAUUAAAGGAAAUAGUACCAGAUCUUCAGCUUAUUAAAUGCAUUUGUCAUUCGCUUAACAUUUGUUCAGCUCAUGCAUGUGAAGAACUACCUAGUAGUUUAGAAUUUCUGGUUCGAGAGACAAGAAAUUGGUUUUCAUACAGUUCUUUGAGACAAUUGACUUAUAAAAGUUUAUUUGAAGCAUUAUAUGAUGGAAAGACUCCACCUAAGUUGCCUCAACUAUCAACCACUCGCUGGUUAGCUUGGUAUAGUUGCAUCAAAAGUAUACUUGAACAGUUUUUGGCUUUGAAAACUCACUUCAAUAUUAUAGCUCAAAGCAAAGAAGGUUGUUACAUGUCUAGAACAUUAAAUGACAUGCUUAAAGAUGAUACCCAUUU
Molecule: messenger RNA, 1112 nt
Organism: Myzus persicae (green peach aphid)
Lineage: Eukaryota; Metazoa; Arthropoda; Insecta; Hemiptera; Aphididae
Exons: 3
Source: RefSeq, a predicted model, not a curated record